UGACCUUGAAGGUCCCUUCCGACCCAGAUGAUUCUAUGAUUCUAUGUGAUACACUUCAUUCACAACUGUUUUGCCCUAACAGGACAGUAAUAAACAUGAGAAGAAAUAGGAAGUUCUUUCCCAAAAUUUGCAGACAUCACCUCCCAUUCUGAUUGUGCUAGUUUCAGCCCUACACUCCUCUAAGGCCCCUGUUUUCACAUUUACCUCCAUUUACUCUUGCUGAAUAAAUAAAAUUGAGGCCUGUGGUGGCAGCUGCUUCCUGUUUCAUUGAGAAGCCCAAGGCUAGACUUGAGUGAAAACGGCCUAAAGACACUUGAAAUGAGAUGUACAAUGUGGUCAUCAUUCUGGCCCUUCCGUGUUUACUGUGACAGGCAGCGCAUCCCUUACCAUGCAGCUGGCUCCAGGCUCCCCAUACUUGCCUGCACCACUGUGUCCCCUCUGAGAUGGCUUCGCACCUUCACUCCAGUCCUCCCUCCUGGAACCCAGAUGCCAGUGGUGACAGGGAAACUGGAAGGGCCCCAGCACAGAGGUCACGGGCACCUGCCACAGCAGGUAGCAGUGACAGGGCAGUGUCAGCGGCACGGGGUCCUCUUGCUUCCCCUCGUGCCCACAGGGCAGAAGUGGACAGGCUGAGCUGGGUGGGCUCACCUCAUGGAGAGGGGACACCGGGAUGCGGCCCCAUGCCAUGCCACGGGGACAGAGCCAGGACAGCACCCGAUGGUGCCCGAUGGGACCCUUGUCUUUGCUGGCUCUAGCCCAGCCGACGUGAGCUUCGCCCGCACUUUCUGGACCUCAGCCAUGCUCCCUCCACCGCUCGAGUCCUGUAUAGGCCCCGCCGCGUUGACAAAGAGAAGUAAUGCGCUCCAGGACCCACAGCUUCCUAGAAAAAGUGAGAAAAACAGUGAGAAAGAGAGACUCUUGGAAGCUCAAAGCAUGGAGAAAAACAGAGUAAAAGAAAAAUACCUUCAGCAGGCCAGGAGAAGAGAAGAAAUACUAGCUCUCCUGAGGAAACAGAGAGAAGAAAGGAUUGCAAAAGAGCUGAUUUCUCAUCCACAUAAACCAAAGGUCAAAACUGAUCAAGUAAGCAGGCAGAAGGUGUCUGAAGCUGACCUGGUGGAUCAAGAAGCUGUAAAGGCCCUUAAAUAGCUCAGCUGCAUUCUCUGAUGAAGAAAAUAAAGUGUUUCUUUGCCCCAGAAAAAGUAUCUUGCUAUCAGAACCAUGCUGCUUUGGACUUCAAGCCAAGUACAUUCAUCAUUUGACUACAUAUCUAGUUGCUCCUACUGAGACACGGCAUGAAUGUGACAAAGGCUGUGGAUAGGCUUGCAGCAAUUUUUCAGCCUAUCCAUAAAUUUGUUUUUCUAAAGUUAAGAUAAAUGCAUAAUUCAGAAACAUUUUUAUAUUACGUAAUUUAUUUACUUAGUAAACUGUUAACUCCUAAUGUGCUGUUGUUGAUCUUGGAAACACAAAGUUUUUUUAUUGUCCUCUUGCUUUCCUGUUGUCUUGAAACUGCAGCAGUAUGCCAAUAGCUGCUUAUUGAGGCUCAAAAUCACUCUGAAUUCUGUUCUUUCUUGGCAUCUUAACCAGUGUGCCACGAGACAAAGUGGAGGGCUCAGUUUACUGCCUUCUCAGUGUGCAGGAAAUGAAAAUGCUUGUUUCGUUUGUGGUUUUUUUUGAAGUUGUCAGCAUGAAAGGGAAAGGGUCAUAAAAUGUAAAAGUGUCAAUGAAGCAUUUGGUAUGCUAGGAAUUCUAGAACUGAAAAGACAUAUAUCUUUCUUGAAGAAGAUGGACUAUAUACUUUCUUCAGGUUUGUGUCAGGUAUCUAUUAAUAAAAUUUGCUUCAGGAAAACACAUUUUCUAUUCUGGUGUUCUUGUAUGCUCUCUCACACAUGUGUACCCCUCUACCUCAAUUAAAGUACCAGUUUUGCCUGGCUAACAUUACAUAAAUCUUUAUCACCAAAGUUGGCUUUUGAAAUAUUAAUGCUAAAGUAUUUGGAAGCCAAAGGAUGUACUUGGACAGUUGCAAUCUUGUAUUUCGUGCACAUCUGUGGUCCUGGGAUUUUUGAUUUGCAGUAUUUGAAAGCUUCUGAACUUACUAGACAGCCUUCAAAUGGCACAAUUCUAAGAUCUGAAGGGGCUGUUAAAUUGAGUAUCUGUAUUUCAUGUGUGCUAAUUUUACCAAAACUAUAAAUGUAGAGGAACUGCUUUGCCCGUGUUAGGAAAUUUGUCUACAAAAGUAGAAAACGCAUCAAACGGAAGA
Messenger RNA from Calidris pugnax (ruff), 2257 nucleotides. It is a transcript of the gene HOATZ, whose product is annotated as chromosome unknown open reading frame, human C11orf88. The record is from RefSeq and is a predicted model, not a curated record. Bases 652 to 1146 code for a protein of 164 amino acids. The transcript has 6 exons. Lineage: Eukaryota; Metazoa; Chordata; Aves; Charadriiformes; Scolopacidae. Gene Ontology annotation, biological process: cilium assembly.